Molecule: messenger RNA, 951 nt
Organism: Rubroshorea leprosula
Lineage: Eukaryota; Viridiplantae; Streptophyta; Magnoliopsida; Malvales; Dipterocarpaceae
Source: the annotation of a GenBank genome assembly
UAAAAGGAAGGAGACAAAGAAAGACACUAAAGGUCCCUCUCUUACCCCUCAUUUCUCUAUAAUAAUAAUAACAAACUUACAAAUAUAAAUAUGAAACACAAAUAUAACCUCCUAGUUAAAGAAGAAAAGAUAGAUAUAAAUUAUGGAAAGGGAAAUGUCAAACCAAAUGAUAUCAAUCAUACCUACUCCACAAUCAACAUGUACUAUAUAUAUGAGGAGUAAACACAAAAGAGAUUCAAAGAAAAAAUUUUAACAAAUUUUUGGAGCUACCCAAUGAAAUGUGUUUCUCAAUUUCCAUAUCCUGUUGGGAACUCGCAAUUUCCAUAGCCUGCAAGAAAAGCAGCUAGAGAUUUAGGACAAAUUAAAUACGGAAGUCAAAAGAAAGCAUUGAAUGGCAAGCAGUAGUUGUAAUAAAAAUGCCCAAAAGCUAAGAACACUAGUCCCACCUACACAUGGACAGCGUAUAAUGUUGAAAAAUUAAGUGAGAAGUUGCUAAAUUUUCUUUGUGGUUGUGGGCCAAGAUUGUAAGUGGUGGAUUGAUAGGGUAAUCACAGCCAUACAUAUAUGGAAAUUAUUUGCAUUUUUUUUUUUGAACAAGUAGUACAAGUCUUUGUGGGUUAGGGAAUCGGCUGGAUGGCUGAAGCUCCACCUCUUCUCCCAAACGUCCUAGAAAACCAGAUGCCUGAGUCGGAAUUAAAAGAUCCGGAUGCUGGUAUUAAUAAUAUUGAUGACUUCCUUUGCGGGGAGACGGUGUGCCUCUAUGAUUGUUCAGAAUGAUGGGCAUCGGUGGGCCUUUCUAGGAAGUUGCAAAUUAUUUGCAAUUAUGAUACACAUAACAGGACAAAUUAAUUCACCUGAUUGGACAUUUUGAUUCUGUUCCUUUCACCUGAAUUGUAACGUUGGAUUGACAGCUAUUCUUGUUUCAUUGAGAAAUCAAGGAAAUCAGACUCG